UUAAAAAUGCUUUUUCGCCUGAAAUUGGUCUCAAAAUGUCCUACAGUUCUUAUCACUCGUUUAAUUUCUGAUGCUCCAUUAACCGUUAGAGGAUCAAGCGAGCCAUUAAAGAAAAUUUAUAAAGAUGCAAAUCUCCAAAAAGAAUUUGAAAAAUAUGAAAUGAUGGAUCCUGUCGACAUUAACGAACUUUCUAGAGUACACCAAGGAAUUGCCCGACAACUUGAUAAAGUCAAUGAAGUUAGGGUUAAAGAAAUGUUUAUUCGAAUUUAUCGAGGAAUGAAAGUUUGCACUUUUUGGGUACUUGUUGUUCUUGCAAUUUAUUUCUAUGGAUGUUAUGCACUUGGACAAGAAACAUUUUUGGAAGAAAUUGAUGAAGAAAUUGCUAUUGAAAGGGGUGAAUUAAUGGUGGAUGAUAGUGGAAAGACAAUACCUACAAACUAA
Molecule: messenger RNA, 441 nt
Organism: Meloidogyne enterolobii
Lineage: Eukaryota; Metazoa; Nematoda; Chromadorea; Rhabditida; Meloidogynidae
Source: the annotation of a GenBank genome assembly